Molecule: messenger RNA, 996 nt
Organism: Exophiala xenobiotica
Lineage: Eukaryota; Fungi; Ascomycota; Eurotiomycetes; Chaetothyriales; Herpotrichiellaceae
Exons: 2
Coding region: 1-996 (331 amino acids)
Source: RefSeq, a predicted model, not a curated record
AUGGUUGGCGGCCAGAUUCUGGAUGCUAUUGGCGAAUUGUCUGCUUUGAUCCGGCAUCAAGAUCACCAUUGUCACUCGAGUUUUAUGUCGAUAAAUGGUUCGGGUGUUGUUGGUGCUUCGACCGGUGCAACCUGGACCCCUGAGGCGGCAGCACCGUACUCCGAUUUCGACAGCGUCAACGGAGUCGGGCUUUCAGCAAGCGAUCCAGGUUGUUUAUUCGCUACAAAGCACCCUCCGGGCCCGCCCUCGACCAAUUUACCAGAUACACGGAGUGAGGAGCUGUGCCGUCUAGAGGCAAAGUACAUCGAGGGUGUUCACUACAAGAACCCUUUUCUGGAUCUGGCGGAGCUGCAUCAGACGGUGCUGUACUUGGCGGAGAAUGGCCUGGAUUGGUCGACACAGACGUGUUUGGUGACCUUAGUGUGUGCCAUUGGAGCCAUAACUCAACAGUAUCAGGACCAACAUAUGUCACCCGAGAACUAUCCAAUACCCGGAGCACCACCUAUGCUGAGUUCGUCCACUCCGGGUGCAUUCGGAUCUGAGCCAGAUCUUUCCGCUCAGUUCUGGAGCCUUUCUGUAAAGAGACUAGGCUUGACUGUAGGGCAGCCCACGGUACAGGCUGUGCAAUGCCUUUGUCUGGCAGGUAUCUGGUAUAUGCAGGAGAUGGACCCGAUCAGGGAGUGGCAGUACUUCAAUCUAGCCGGAUCUGCUUGGUAUGGUAUCACGUUGCUUGACCAGGGAACCGCUAAGGAACCAUCACUCAGUGAGAAUUCUGGGGCUGCAAGUGUUAUGCAAGUACUUUACAUUACAAUAUGGAAGUCCCUGUGCGAGAUACGGCUCCAGCUUGACGUGCCAGGGGUGUUUGACAGUAUCGGCCUACCAUACGAUUUCCCCGUGGCUCCUCGCAGCAGCCCCUUGAUGGUCACUCCUCGGCUGGUGCCACUGAACGUGGCUGGUACUACUAUCUCAGUGAAAUCGCGGCUCGGCACCAGAUAA